AUGACACGCGGGUUACGACUACCCCUUGGGAAUUGUAAUCAAAGUAUUGGAACAGUACUACCUAAUAGUGCAGUGUGUGCUUCACUUGAGUCAACAGUAGGUUUCAUGCAUCCUAUCGAGUCAGGCUCUGACUGA
Fusarium venenatum is the source of this 135-nucleotide messenger RNA. The record is from RefSeq and is a predicted model, not a curated record. NCBI's taxonomy places the organism in Eukaryota, Fungi, Ascomycota, Sordariomycetes, Hypocreales, Nectriaceae.